Molecule: messenger RNA, 1746 nt
Organism: Sparassis crispa
Lineage: Eukaryota; Fungi; Basidiomycota; Agaricomycetes; Polyporales; Sparassidaceae
Exons: 16
Coding region: 1-1746 (581 amino acids)
Source: RefSeq, a predicted model, not a curated record
AUGGACAGUGGCAGCUCCAGCCUAGGAGACCCUGAAGGGUCGACCGUCGUCGGUGGACCAGUUACCCAGCCCAAAGGUUAUACAUCGCGCAGGGAGAAGUCUGGUAUCCAGGAAACCUUCGAGGGCGGUCCAGCCACAAAACUCAACAGAAGUAAUUUCAUCAAGGCGGAGGACUUCGUCGCCGAAGACCACCCCUUCUUCUUCAGGAUCGGCAAGGACGGCCUGAUUGCCGCACUCCAGAAACUGGAUACGCAGCUGAGGAAUUCCGGACGGCAACACAUCCUCUCUAGAAUGAAUCCCACCGACUGGAUAGGGGAGGAAAUCACCCCCGGACGACUGGGCCUCAUCAAUCAUGGUGGCCUGCCAAAGAUCCUGACGCGCCCGGGGCGGUAUCCGGGUUUCCCUAUCCGCAACUGGUGGGCGCGCAGGUGGUGUGGCACCAAGGGCCUAUCGGACACCGUGAUAGAAUUCCAAGGUCUUACCGUGGUGCAGGUGUCCCAGAACCAAGCUGCUGUCGUCGCAGAUCCUCAGAACAAGAUUUUCGUUGUGAAAGACGGUGGUUUCGUCUGUUAUGCAAUCGAAGGUUCCUACCGAGUACUUUCGAUCGUCGACCAGACGCAUCUCUCCCACAUGCAGAUGGAUGCGAUCACCAAGGUCGUCCUUGGAUGGCGACAUGAGGUGAAGAUGACGAGCAUCAACAGCGAUGGGAAAGAGCAAGACUACGUGGUGGCGCAAUUCUUCAACAUACCGGCGAACAACUGUGCAAUCUUGCAGAAGGGCGACGACCUCGAGCUGCUGCCCGCCGGCCAGCACUACAUCACCACCCCGAAUGUCACGCUACGCGCGUUCUUCACCAUGGGCGAGAAUCAGCUGGAGAUGCCCACCAAGGAUAUCUUCACCAGGGAUCAAGUACCCGUCAGCCUGACUAUAUACCUCAAGUGGCAAUUGAUUGAGCCGCUCAAGCUCACAACGCAUGGCUACAACACGCCCUACGACGCCCUCCGAGACAAGACCCAAUCCAUCCUCACCCAAAUCGUCGCACACCUCGACUACAGCUCGAUGGUGAAGCAGCGCUCGCUCGGCCCGGACAACCUCGACGAGGGCGGCGACGCGUCCUCGCCGUUCCUCGACGCGCUGCGCACGCGGGCCAUGGACGACCUGCACCUCGCUGCUCUGGAUUACGGCAUUAUCGUCAAGGAUCUCGCUGUGAUCGACCGACAGUUCAAAGGUGAUAUUGCGGGGACGAUGGACAAACUGACCACGAGGGCUCUACAGGCCCAGGUGGAAGCCGCCAACGUCGACAGGGAGAACAGCAACAAGAUCAAGCAGGAGGAAGGCGCGCUCGCUGUUGCGCGCGUCAAGGCGCAAUCCCAGAAUACCCUCGCGGACUCCCGCGCCUACGGCGUCGUCGCCGCCGCCCGCGCGGACGCGCAGAAAGUCGAGAUCGAGGCGGAGGCGGGCGCGAAGGCGACGCGCAUGGCAGCCGAGGCUGAGGCCGAGGCGGUGCGCCUGCGCGCGCGCGCGGACGCGGCGGUACUCGACGAGUUCGCUCGCGAGAUGGAGAUGCGCCGCGUCGAGGUCGCGCGUGUCGGUGCGUUUGGCGAGCGCGCGGUGUUCGUGCCCACCGAUGGCCUCGGUGCGCAGCUCGGCGGCGUCAUGGCUACGGGCAUGGCUGCUGGCUUGGGCGCAGCCGCCGGUGGGAGUGGGAGGCGGGCUGUUGCGCCUGCUCCUUCGUCGCACAGUUGA